Molecule: messenger RNA, 1335 nt
Organism: Adineta ricciae
Lineage: Eukaryota; Metazoa; Rotifera; Eurotatoria; Adinetida; Adinetidae
Source: the annotation of a GenBank genome assembly
AUGUCCCUUGACUACGAGCCACGUUUCACUGAACCAUUACAGGCUUCAUAUAUCGUACGCGAAGGGCAACCAGUAAAGCUGUCUUGCCGUUUUACUGCAUAUCCCAAAGGUACAAUAACAUGGUUGAAAGAUGGCACUCCCAUCGAUUUCGAAGCACUUGGUAUAUCUCGGGAUUUUAAGGUUGUCAAAGAAGUCGAUUAUACAGCAUUAUUAAUCAAAGAAGCGUUUCCAGAAGAUACUGGUUCAUAUAUAGUUGUAAUUCGCAAUAGUAUAGGAGAAGCUCAUUCAUUUACACAACUAACCGUGGAAGACUUUUUUUGUCGAACACCAGAAUCAGAAUUAUCUGAUACACCAAGUAAACCUGUAUUUGUUCAAUUCUUGCGUAAUACAACCAUCAGCGAAGGACAAAAGUUGAAACUGAAUGCAGCAGUAAAUGCUCAUCCAGAACCGGAGAUCAUUUGGUAUCGAAAUGAUAUUCCGUUGAAAAAUUCACGUGAUCUCAUGGUUACAUUUGAUGGACAACUAUGCACAUUAACGAAAGAUCGAUGUGAGAAGGAGAAUGAUACGGGAGUUUAUCGUAUAACAGCAGUGAAUUCCAUGGGCCAAGCGGAAUGUACAUGUCAAGUUAUUGUUCAAUCGAGUGAUACACUGAUGCUACGUGAUCGUCUUCAGUCCAAUCACAUGCAACCAAUUGGCGGUCAAGCAGUACAGGAAAGCGAAAAACUCCUGUCCAACGCACUUGUGGAACAACAAACUGUGCCGACAAGUACUCUCAUCACCGAAACAAAAUCCGUGUCCAAUACCUAUGAACAACAAGUUCAAACUGCAAAUACUACGGAUACGCUGGAAGUACCGAAAAUAUCACGAAGUAGAUCAAGUUUUCAUCAAGCAAAAACAAUGAAAUUCGGUAGUGCACCAAAACUAUCAUUUACAAUGAACACUCUGUCAACUAUGCCUGCACCUGAACCUAUGCUCACUACUCCAGUUGGCUUUCCACCUGAAUUUCGACAGCUAUUUCACGAUCAGAAAACAUCUCUUGGUUCCACAGUCAAAUUCGAAGCACGAGCAAUUGGUACACAACCUCUAAAUGCUUAUUGGUUAUUUAAUGGCUCGCCAAUAACUCAUUUAGGUUCUAAUCAACACUAUCAACAGCAGAUCUUUAAUGAUACUUACAUAUUAACUAUAUUUAAUAUUCGAUAUGAUGAUAUUGGUAAAUACACAUUACAUGUGGAGAAUGCGUGGGGCAAAGCAACUUGUACUGCUGAAUUAUUCGUUCCGCCUACCAUUGCAAGAUACGGUAAGAAAAUCUCGCGUCCAACCUGGAUUCAAUUAUGA